Papilio xuthus (Asian swallowtail) is the source of this 2064-nucleotide messenger RNA. RefSeq names its product grindelwald (gene grnd). The record is from RefSeq and is a predicted model, not a curated record. The transcript has 5 exons. Bases 152 to 871 code for a protein of 239 amino acids. NCBI's taxonomy places the organism in Eukaryota, Metazoa, Arthropoda, Insecta, Lepidoptera, Papilionidae.
AAGAGUCGCAUUCCGUCACCCACCUCCGCCAUUGGCCGUCGAGCCUCUAAAGGCUUUGAGAUACAGUGUCACAUUUUUUUAAAUUUAGAAAGUUGGUACAAGUGUUGGGCCGUGUUUUGUUACCACCAUGUUUUAACAUUAAUAUCAGACGAUGUCACGCUUCACUAUUCUUUUGGCGGUCGCCGGCGCAGCAUCUAGUCAGCUUACGAUGGAUGGUGUCAAAUGCGGUCAGCUUACCUGCCUUUACGAAGAAUACUGCUCACCAGAAACAAACAGAUGUGCCCCCUGCUCGGCUGUUUGCAACAAAACACAUCACAACUACGACUCCGGCUUGUGCGUUAAGGAGUGUCAAGGUUAUCUUCUGGACUUGAGAUAUUUACGGAGAAACGAGUAUGAGCCGCCAAAUUCGAAUACUGAUAGUGCGCAGCGUCAAGCGCAGACGGCGCUGAUUGUGAGCGGCGUCGCUUUGGCGGUGUUGCUUCUUGUUCUGAUCAUCGUAUGCCAAAGGAAGAUCACAUGGAGGUCUAUUAAACAAAGGUUUCAACCACCUAAGAAUCAGAUCAAGCAUUUCCCAGGCGACCUCACUCAUCACAACGCGCACGCAGAUUUUCCGAGACCGAAACACGAGCUCAAACUUGAAAUACGAAAUCCUGAACCAGCAAAACGUACCGCCCAGCCCUUGAAUGUAAAAGAUCUUGAAACGAGAACCUCACAAACGGAUAAGAGCCAAGGUGCAACCACGCCUAAAACUGUCAGUACCGCUAUUAGUAACAGACAUCCAGCUGAAGACACUACCUUAGACUUUUCCUACGAUAAUAUGGCAAUGAAUGUCAACCCACCCGAACAACCCGAGUCAACUAAUAGAUUCUGAGAAAGGUCUGUCACCUUUAUAGAUGAUAGUCCGGACUACAUCAACAUUUAUUGAGCAAAGUUUAUUAUAUUUCAACUUUGUUGAAUAAGUGCUUAUGAACAUUAAUGCCGUGGCUGAUUUUAUAAGUUCAACAUCGAUAUACAAUUGUAAUUUUAAAAAGUUUAUUACCUACUGUUUGAAUUAAUUUAAUUAAAAAAUUAAUAUGCCAAGAAUUCAAAAUAUUUCUUUACAUAGAAAAAUUUUGAAUUACAUCUUCAGAAAUUUAUUCAUAGUAAUGAAUCGGCCACUUUAAACCAUUAACCCUGGGUUUCUUAGUUUAUUAUCUCCGUUUAAAACAUAUUGUUAUCUCUAUAUUGUCAAUGAUAAUGACAAGGAUGACGCUAUGUUUAAUAAAGAGAUUUUGGAUGUCAGAAACCCACGGUGAUUAAUUGAUCUAAUUUAAUGAUUGUCUGUAGAUUAAAAAUUAUUUAGCAUAUACAACGAUUAUUAAGUUUCCAUUUUAAAUAUUAAGAUAUGAAUCAAUUAUUAUCGUAAAAAUGAAUAUAAUUAUUGUGUUUAAUUUAAAGAAAUUUGUUUAAAAGAAUUUCAUUGAAUUGUUUUUUACGAAUUUCGAUUUCUUUUUUAAUUACAGUUAAAAUAUGUGCAUCUAAUAUGUAUUUAUAAUUGAUAUUGUAUGUUGUACUUUAGGCAUUUAAAAACAUUUGAAUAAUUUCUUUUUCCAUAAAAAGACUAGUUAAGUAUUAGUACAUUUCGCGAUGUAAUCAUUGUUAGAUUUAAAAUCACGUGUAAUCUAGAUUCUAAAUAUUUUAGCAUAACUUAACGUAGUAUCCAGACACGCAUUAUAAAUUCAAAAUUAUAUUAAUUGUGUGUUUGAUAAUUUUGGAACGUUUGGAAUAUAUUAUGUUAUUGUAGUUUAGCGUAUAAUUAACUAUUAAUAUUGAAUAUUAUUAAAACCGAGUUUUUUAAUCCACAGUAUUAUUGAAUAAAAUAUAUUUCACAAUAAUUAUUAUUACGUACAAUUUUUCUGGUAAUCUGUUAAAGAAAUAAUACUUACUGAAUAUUUUGUAUAAUACGAAAAUAAAAAAAAAAUAAUAAAAAAAAUAUGACCCAACUGCAAGUAAAACCUUUCGAUCAAAAAAUAAUUUCAAAAUUCACCAGGGGCGGAGUUACGCGAUAACAAAUAUAAAAACAUA